CCGUUGCACAGCUCUCUCUCCCGCACUAAUCAAUCGGAAUCCGGAUUUUUAUUUUUCAAUUUUCUCGCUCCCUCGCCACCCACCCCUUCGCGUCAGCCUUAUCCGCGCACAUUUGACAAAUCCAUUCGCAGCUCGUUUCACAUUUCAUUUUGCUUAUGGGUUUUACGAUCGCGCGCGCAAGGAAGCGGUCGAGCCUACGUGAUUGUUCUUCCUAAUGAGCAAAAAGUUAUUUCCGUUUAGCGACACGAGCAGUGAGCACUAAGCACAAGUUUCACAAUAUAGUAAUCUCUUCUAUAUCCUCGACUGUAAUACAUUGUUCUCAGCCCGCAGAGAGUAGUAUCUCUCCGUCUCGUUUGACGAUCCCGCGACAAUAAAAAUAAAAGAAAAAUGUAAUGAGCACUUGGGCUUGUGUGUAUACGGAUAGGCAUACGAAAUAGCGGCGGUACAACAGAGUAGAACGUUAUACCUAGUCGCUCGCGUGCAGCAGUACAGAGAAUCAGAGAUAAUACAUGCAAAAUGUAUAUAUACGUAUACUGCACAGUUGUAUAAGCCGCGAGCGCUACCUAGCAGUCGUUCAUGCGUGCGCCUCGAACGGUAAGCAACCGAACGGAAUUCUACUCAGCUGCGCGCCGCGCUCUGCGAGAGAGCGAUCGCUGCCCGCGCGCUGUGCUGUGAAAGAAAAGCAGGAGGCGCAGUCAGUAUACUCGGAUGCGCGCCGUGAGCCCGUAUGAGCUGCCCCCGAGACAACUGAUUAUACUCGCGUACGAGAGCUGCUCGGACUUUGGAGUGUGGCUGUUGCUGCUGCCACUUGCAGUAUGCCCUGUCUGACCUUUGCCGAUGCCAUACCGCAGUGCACCGAAUAUCAGUCCUAAACUCGACGUUUAGACGACACGAUAAGAGCGAAGUUAUGCUACUUUCUCACUUGUAAUACAUGCGGGAAGGGAUCAAACUGUAUUGAGCAUAAAUUCAGCCGAGAGUGGGCGAUACCGCAGCUCUCGUGUGUAUGUGUUUGUGUCCGUGUUGCAAGACAUAAUAACACUCAAGAGGAAUACGCCCACAAUCUUCCUUGAUAUUGGCUCUGUACGCAACUCUCGCUCAUAUGUGUGACUGUGCAGUAGAUUUUUCUUCAUCUCCGCGCGCAACGAAUAACUAAUAGAAAUUCAAGCCGUCUUCAAUAACUAUUUAUAGGCAUCGCAGACGCAGACACAAUUGAAAACUCUACCACACUGCCAUUAUACUCGUCAUGCUCGCAGAUGGAGCCGUAAAUUCGUAAAAUCACUCCAGAGCGUCGUAGACAAGUACAAGCAUUCAUGCACGCGUGCCGCGGGAUCGUCGCGACGAGUCAACAGCAUCAGCGCCGAACAAAAGGAAGGAAACGAGGAGAAAAAUAAAACCAUGACUUCCGAGGAUGUGUGCACUUACCUACAAGUGCCGCGAAAGAAAGCCGUUUCGCAAGGAUCGCCGGCUCACAAGGCGAUACACUGCAGCAUGCUGGCCGAUCUGAGCGAUUUGGAAAAUCUGCGGAUCAAGGACAUCAGUAAAAAUCAUCAGAACGGCAACAAGGAGUACGCGGCGACGACGAAAAACGGGAAGAAAAUCGUCGAAGAGGCCGUCGCGGAGAGGUCAAGGCCGGGACAGAGGAGUGCAGAAAAAGAAGCAACGAGUAGCGCAGGACCCCAGGCGCCCCUCAGACGAAGACGAAGAAGCAAGCGAAGAAAAUCCGAGCUCGAGGAGUGUCGGGCGGAGAAAAAGGAAAACAUCGGCAGCAGCAGCAUCGAAAUAUCGGAUUUGCCGAACGAGCUCGAGCAGCUACUCCAGGAAUCGGAACGACAGCUGCAGCAGCUGAAAGCAGACGACUUUUUGAGAAAAGAAGCAAACGGCGUUGAUGCCCGCACGGAGCUGGAAGAGAAAAGGAGUGAUCCGAACUCGUGGAACGCGAGUAUCAGCCAGAGAUGGAGAAAAAUCAAGCGAGCGAGCAUCGUGAAGCAGGGUGUGCACGCGGUACGCGUCAUCAGCUCCACGCCGACCAGUCGGGAAGUUUCUCCGGCUCCGCCGAGCGCGAGAGCCAGCAUCGGCUCCCAGACUAGGAAAGUCUUGCAGAGCACUUCCCUAAGACUUCCCAACACGGGCAAGGCCAUCGCGGACAUUCAGAACGCCCUGCGCAGUAAAUUCAGCAAGAUCAACGCUGGCAUCCGCAGGCGAAAAGCUCUGAGCAUCGUCGACAACUCGCCGUCGAACGGCUCGAGCUUCUACGUACCGAGUCAGCUGCUGCGCUCGUCCGAAGAAAGCUUGACGACAUCUUAUCACAUACCGCGAGUUAAUCUCGCGAGCCUUCGUCGACAAUCGAGUCAGCCCGAAGUCUACGACUGCAGAUCGGAUGGAUCGGAUGUGCGGGAGGCUACUACUAGACGCGAGACCGUCAGCCCAAAGGAGAGCAAACCAGCCGAGAAGAGCCUGACUUGCAACAGUCGAAGUCUCGCCAACAUGUUGACUCUGGCCGAGGUGAUCGAUCGGCAGAAGCUCAGCCAAUCCCUGCGAGAAACGGACGAGGGCUUGAAUUCCGAUUCGGAACUGGAAGAGCAAGAUCUGCGCUUUUGUACGCUGCCAAGGCCGGCGGCUAACAAAAACGGACACUUCACCAUCAUGACCGCGAGAUUCGUCAAAGGCCCGGGAUACAAGGGCUUGGGAUUCAGCAUCGUCGGGGGCACAGACAGUCCUCGAGGCAACAUGGGCAUCUACGUCAAAACUAUCUUUCCAAACGGACAGGCUUCGGAUUUAGGCAUCGUUAAAGAAGGCGAUGAAAUCUUGUCGAUCAAUUCCAAAGCUUUGCACGGCAUGACUCAUGCUGAAGCAAUAGCGGAAUUCAAAGCCGUCAAACAGGGCGACGUGAUACUACACCUGGGCCGGCGCAUUCACGCGAGACACAAACGAAAAUCCUUGGCUCUAACAACGCCCACUUCGCAAAAAGCGCCAAACGAUUCUCACUCUAUAAAACAUCAGGCGAACAAUGACUGACUAGUCAUUGAACCGCGUCGCGUACAGCCAUUAGAAAUGAAAUGAUAUCCGUUUUCAGAUUCAGGGCUCUACAACGUUUAAGUGAUAGUUAUAUAUAUAUAUAUAUAUAUUGUUUUUUUUUUAUUUUUACUGCAAUUAACGAGCUAUGUAUUUUUCAAAUAUUGAUAUUUUUCUAAAUCAACCUCAAAGGGCGUUCUAAUGCAGAGAUGCUUUAUGAUUAAAAUAUGAGUAGAUAUUCCAUUAGAAUAGAUUCCAAAAGAAGAAGGAUAAUAUAAAACGAACGUUGUUUACUACAUAUACAUUCGCAAUAUUCCGUCUUCAUUGAAGCAGUUGUAUGUACAUAAAUAUGCAAGGAUAACAUGAACAGUCGUCGAUAAAUGUUUCCAAAGAUAAUAUCCAAAAAUUUUUAACUAAAAGGCAUAUUUUAUAUUUUUAUAUUAUACAAACUUAAGCUUUUGUAGUUAUUUAACAGUAACAUGCGGUUCGUAACUAAAUAUAAACGUUAUAAAUUUAA
This is a messenger RNA of Nasonia vitripennis (jewel wasp), 3529 nucleotides long. RefSeq lists its product as uncharacterized. Gene Ontology annotation, molecular function: protein binding. The transcript has 6 exons. The record is from RefSeq and is a predicted model, not a curated record. Bases 1396 to 3015 code for a protein of 539 amino acids. Lineage: Eukaryota; Metazoa; Arthropoda; Insecta; Hymenoptera; Pteromalidae.